Molecule: messenger RNA, 4948 nt
Organism: Anthonomus grandis grandis
Lineage: Eukaryota; Metazoa; Arthropoda; Insecta; Coleoptera; Curculionidae
Gene: pcm
Product: 5'-3' exoribonuclease 1
Exons: 21
Coding region: 108-4814 (1568 amino acids)
Biological process (GO): rRNA catabolic process; nuclear-transcribed mRNA catabolic process
Cellular component (GO): nucleus
Molecular function (GO): RNA binding; 5'-3' RNA exonuclease activity
Source: RefSeq, a predicted model, not a curated record
AAUUAAUUUCUCCCAGAGUCGGUUUUUUUUUCUGAAAUAUCUGAAAAUUUGAAAGUACUUCUAUAUAUAUAUAUAUUUUUAUUGUUUAGUAUAAAAAAGCUCCUAAAAUGGGUGUCCCGAAAUUUUUCCGUUACAUAAGCGAACGCUAUCCAUGUCUCAGCGAACUGGUACGAGAAUAUCAGCUUCCCGAAUUCGACAAUAUGUACUUAGACAUGAACGGAAUUAUCCAUAUGUGCUCCCAUCCCGACGACAACAAUCCCCAUUUCCGCAUAACAGAGGAGAAAAUCUUUGAGGACAUAUUCCACUAUCUGGAGGUGCUGUUCCGGAUGAUCCGGCCUCAAAAAUUAUUUUUCAUGGCGAUCGAUGGGGUCGCUCCUAGGGCCAAGAUGAACCAGCAAAGGGGCAGAAGAUUUAGGACUGCCAAAGAUGCUGAGAAGCAAGAGCUAGAAGCUAAGAAAAAGGGUGAAGUGUUGCCGACCGAAGAUAGGUUCGAUUCAAAUUGUAUUACUCCAGGAACAGUAUUUAUGGCCAGAUUACAUGAACAAUUGAAAUAUUUUUGUGUGGACAAAAUUAGUAAUGAUCCUUUGUGGAAGAAUGUAAAAAUUAUUUUGUCCGGACAUGAGACUCCAGGAGAGGGAGAACAUAAAAUAAUGGACUAUAUAAGAUAUAUAAGGUCUCAACCAGGAUAUGAUCCAAAUACCAGGCAUUGCCUUUAUGGGCUGGACGCAGAUCUCAUUAUGUUAGGACUAUGCACACAUGAACCCCACUUCAGUCUUUUGAGGGAAGAAGUGAAAUUUGGGAAAAAAUCCACGAAAAGACAGUCUGUGCCUGAAGAGAUCACAUUUUUUUUACUACAUCUUUCUCUUAUGAGGGAGUACCUUGAAAUGGAGUUUUCCCCAUUGAAAGAUAAACUUACAAAGUUUGAGUUUGACUUGGAAAAUAUUAUUGAUGACUGGGUUUUAAUGGGAUUUCUGGUGGGUAAUGAUUUUAUUCCACACUUACCCAACUUACAUAUCGCCAAUGGUGCCUUGCCAAUAUUAUAUAAAGCUUAUAUGGAAGUGUUGCCAACUUUGGAUGGAUAUAUUAAUGAAGGAGGCGAAUUAAACCUGUCACGUUUUGAAAAGUUCAUGCAAAAACUGGCCAAUUUCGAUUUGGAAAACUUCGAGGAAAUCAGAGAGGAUUUGGAAUAUAUGAGUGCCAAAACUGGCAGAAAAACGACGGCACAUUCAAAAGUCUCGACCCUAAGAGACCUUGAAGAAUGGGCUUCUAAUGAAAAUGGUACAGAGUAUGAAACUCUGGAACCUGAAGGUAAUGUUGCUCCUAAAACGCGAAAUUCUGACCUAGAAGCUUUGAUUAGGAGCACUGAUGAGUUAGAUGUUGAGUCAGAUUAUGAAUCCGAGGACGACGAGGAGGACUUAGCAUUUAAAAACUAUAAAAAAGAAUACUACAUGAAUAAACUAGAAUAUUCCAAUGUUACACCGGAAGUUUUAAGGGCACAAGCCGAAGGCUACGUGAGAGCGAUCCAGUGGAACUUGCACUACUACUACAACGGUUGUUGUUCCUGGUCUUGGUACUAUCCCCACCAUUACGCCCCGUAUAUUUCCGACAUUAAACACUUCACCGACUUUAAGAUAGAUUUCGACCCGGGCAGGCCUUUUAAACCCUACGAGCAGUUGUUGGCAGUAUUACCGGUGGCGAGUAAGGGGCUGUUACCACAGCCGUACCAUCGUUUAAUGACGGAUGACAGCUCGAUUAUUAGCAAGUAUUACCCCGAGGAGUUCCAAACGGAUAAAAAUGGCAAAAGGCAGGAGUGGGAAGCGGUUGUUUUGAUACCGUUUAUGGACGAGAAACUCCUUUUGGAUGCUAUGAGCCCAUGCAACGAUGAACUCACCCCAGAAGAAGUAAAGAGAAACACUCACGGACCGAUGCUGCAAUACACGCAUACAGAAGAGGAUCGGGGAGAGUACCAGCCGCCUGAUUAUAGAUCUCCUAUAAGACGCACCCGUUGCAAAAUCGAACCGAUCACCAUUGAGAGUUUACAGGUGCCGAAAGAUAAAUUGGUUAAGGGAAAAUACCCGGGGGCGCUCACCGAUAUUUACUAUCCUGGGUUUCCCACUUUAAAGCAUUUGAAAUUCACGUCGGAACUUCAAAAAGGCAAAGUAAAAGUGUUCGAGCAACCCAGUAGAUACGAAAACAUGACGAUAAAGUUGAUUUACGAUGAAAUCGACGAGGAUGACAUUCCCGUAGAGUUGCUUGGUGAGAAUGUGUUUAUCAAUUGGCCUCAUAUGAUAGAAGGCAGGGUGGUUGCGAUAACAAAUAGCAAAAUCCGGUAUAUAAGCAUGGGAGGUUCAAACCAAUAUAACACGGAGGAAAUCACUGAUCGGAGCCUGCUGAGAGCCCAAUCGGCUGGCGUUAUUGAACGGUAUAAAAACCGUUUGGGAAUAGAAGUGGGCCCGGUUAAAAUUUUAUGCCACGUCCAAGUGAUGACCGGAAGAAAAUACGUUUUCUCGCCCAACGGUCGACUUACUCUAGAAAAACAAUUUUCCGAUAUGACGGCCUGCUACCCGCUGCAAACGGUGGUUUCGAACAUCGCAUCGUACGACUCUCAUAUGAGCCUGUUUAGGAACUUGCAAGACGUUUUUCCGGAGGGCGCGACAUGUUUUACUUUAAGUCACCCUUAUUAUGGAGCACAAGGAAUUGUGGUGGACAGUAAAGAAGCCACCAAAACUGGUAGAGUGAAAGUUUGCGUGGCCAUCACCGAAGAACCGAACUUCGACAGUAUUAAAGCCCUCAAAGAAGAAGUUGUGCGUAGUUACAAGACUUUAAAUACCGUUUCUAGUCAAUUAGGCAUGUCUCACUUUAUCUAUAGUCGAAUGACCGGAUCAGUAUUCGUCCAAAUGCCGGACGGCGAGGGAGGUUUUAAGAGUAUCAACGUCGGCCUAGACUUAAAAUUUAAUAGGAAAAAUAAAGAGACACCAGGUUAUACUAAGAAAUUCGCCACCACGUGGUACUAUACGGACAAAUGCACGGACCUCUUGAGAGAGUACGCUGACAAGUUUCCGGAAAUAUUUAUUUAUUUUUCUAGUAAUGGCUUUAAUGACGAUGUAAAAGCGGAGCAGAUUUUUAGUGACGACUGGGACGUAAAAAUGAAGGAGCUACAAGUUUUCCUCAAAACUCUUCCCACAUUCACCCUGGAGCGACAAUCCUGCGACAGCCAAGUGAUGGAGCCCGAGAUAGUGGCGGAAAUCGAAAAAAUCGUGGAUAACCAGCCGAAGAAACCCUCCAAGAAAGUAACCAUGACCAUCAAACCUUCCUUCCUUUACAAGCCGGAACUUCAAAGUGGAACAUUGCCACCGGAUCCAAACACCGAAGUCCUGUUACUAGAUCGUAUCGUAAACACUCGCAAAGGGUUCUCAGUCCCUUUUGGCUUAAAGGGAACCGUUAUAGCAAUCUCAGAGUCGCCAGAAAAAACCAAUCGGGAUACUAUGUACGAUGUAGUUUUCGAUAAACCAUUUAAAGACGGAAUGCAACUAAACUGCUCCCCUGGCAGAGGUUACAGACUGCCCAUAACGGCUUUCAUAAACAUUUCUUACGGACUAAGGGUUUAUCAGGCGAAAACCGGCAAGGACAUCAAAUUAGAACAAAACCAACCGAAAGCGUGGCAAAACACCAACGGGCAAAAGUUUUUUAAUCAGUUCAUGCAACAGCCGACGUACCGUAAAAUACCCGAUCAAUAUUAUUAUCAACAGAGAGGUUUGAAUGCGGGCGAUUCAACUAACAGGGAGUCGGCUUUCGCGUCUUUUGGCCAAGGAAAGAGCGAGGAAACGGCCGGUAAUAACUCACCAAAGAACCUGUUUGAACCUCAGUUUAUGAGGAGGGACGUCGGAAAAAUACCAAACAGGGAAGAGUCUUGGAGAAGCGAGUGCAAACCUGUAGAUUCCCAGCGGUCGCAGGGUGCUGUAAAGAAAAUGGGCGAUUUUAGUGGUAACGAGGAUACGAGAAUAAGAGAUAAUAAUGUGACCGCUAUCAAGCCACAGUUUAUGCGGAGAGCGGAGAAAAAAAACGAGGUUGACAACGGAGUGUCCAAAGAAGUUUGGAGAGAAAUUCCCACUGAAAUUAAGAGAAACACAAGGGAAACUAACAAAAUCCCGCCGAUGCCGAUGAAAGUAGAUACAGAUUUCCUAAAUAAACUCCUAAAAGUCGGUAGUACCGAGGAGCAAAACAAAAAUGACGUUAGUGGUACGACUUCAAAGGUCGAACCGCCCGCACCCCAAAUCUCGAAGAUUGAACCGGAGGGCGCUAAUGUCUCCUUUGAGAUGCUCGCUAAAAAAGUAGCCGAAACCUCCGCGAAUAUACAACUGCUGACCUACUUCCAAGCGAACGGUCUCGGGGUUCCCAGAUAUAGUUAUUCCAAAACUGCCGACAAUAAAUACAAGGCUCAACUCACCCUGCCUAGUGGCGAAAUAUUCUAUUCGGAUUCGGCAGAUACCAAAGAGGAAGCAACCGAGAAAGCGGCGGCGGAAGUCUUAAGGCUUCUCAUGAAAAGGGCAUCUAACCCCCCUUCUCUCCAACCGUCCGAGAACGUCCCAAAGGCUGUUUUACACAAUCCGUUUGUACCUACCCAAGUGCUGAAGAGACAGGCGAGCAAAACAAGCGAUUGUAAUAGCAGUAGCGGUAGUUCGGCCCCCAACGUAACUGGCCACUCUCAAAACAAAGCUGGAGAAGCAAAAGAGACGAAAAAUCAGCAAAAGCGAACCCACCAGAAGCCUCAGCAGAAAAAGUGGCGGAUAGCCGCGAAUUUUAACAUGAAGUGAGCGUCUAAUGUAUUUUUAAGUGUAAAAUGGUUUUUAUAAAAAAGAAUGAUUUUGUUUUUCUUUUUCAAUUUAUUUCAAACGUACAUGUUACAAGGUACUUGUUUUUAUGAUCAAUAAAGUAUUUUUGUAUUGUU